AAAAACUAUUAGUUUCAUUGCGAACGUCAAUGGUUCAAAAUGGAUAAUCUUCUGCUUUUGCUCAUCGUUACGACCAUCACCGUCAACGCCCAAAAUAUCACCCCAUGCUCGAGCACUCUCGGCUGCAUCGGCCGGGUCGACUGCCCCAAAGGUCACUGGCAUCCGAGCGCAUCGCUGGACGGUUGCUGCCCGGGCUGCGUCCAAGGGCUGGGACUCCACGAUUCGGGAUGUGGCGCGUUGAGUCCGUGUCUACCGGGACUGACGUGCAGGAGCGGAUCUUGCGUGCUGGAUUCUAGUAGCUGCUUGUCCGCGGAACACGUCCCACCGGAAAUCUCGUGGACGCCAACUUGUGACAGUUCGGGCCGUUUUCAUCCCGUGCAGUGUCGUGGAGAUCUGCUGCAUGGACGAUGCUUCUGCUACUCAUCAACUGGACGUAGGAUUUUCGGCUCGGAAUGGCGCGGCCGAGCUACGGACAUGACUUGUGCCUGCAGUCGCUUGAGGUCCGACCUGGAAGCCAGUGGACGCCAGGACGUGACUCUGCACUGCUCUUCAAAUGGAAACUUUGAACCGCUUCAGUGUGACGGCGGCGUCUGCUGGUGUGUUGAACCAAAAACGGGUCAACCCCUGCCGCAGGUUCCCGCCGUGUUGCCGUCCAUGUGGACCAAGCUACCCUGCUACAACAGCACCCAGCACGGGGACCGGUACCUGCGACAGUGCGAAAGUGCGGCCACCGCCCAGAAGCUGGUCCAGCAAAAGUUCACCGUCCACGGUCACACCGAGGUGGCCCUCGCGGACGUGGUGUGCGAUUACGACGGGAGUUACGGGCCGUACGAGGUGCAGGAGGGAAUCGCAUAUUGCACAUGGCGCGAUGGGCAACGGAUUGCACAGUUCCAGACGAGCACCCUCAAGCUCAAGCAGAUGACUUGCAAUUGUGCCCGCGACCAGAAGAUUUUCGCCGGAGCCGGGUUGGAGUUGAAGCUGCUGUGCGACGGGAAUGGAAACUAUGCCAAGCUGCAGGACAACAACGGGGAACUGUUUUGCGUGGAUCGGGAUGGGUUUGUGGUGGCCAGUGCGGUUUCACCCGAGGAUGACUGCAGUGCUUAUGUGCUACCUUAGAUUUAUUUUUCAAAAUCAAAUUUAUUUUUCCUUGUAUUUUUGAUACUGGAUUAUCUCCUUAAAUUUUAAAUUAAAUUAGUUCAAAAUUUAGAUUCUAGAUUGUACUUUUUGUUGAAAAAAAUAAAAUAAAAAUAAAAUGAGAAC
This is a messenger RNA of Culex pipiens pallens (northern house mosquito), 1260 nucleotides long. RefSeq lists its product as uncharacterized. Gene Ontology annotation, biological process: cell-matrix adhesion. Lineage: Eukaryota; Metazoa; Arthropoda; Insecta; Diptera; Culicidae. The record is from RefSeq and is a predicted model, not a curated record. The transcript is spliced from 5 exons. Gene Ontology annotation, cellular component: basement membrane. The coding region runs from base 40 to 1116 and encodes 358 amino acids.